This is a messenger RNA of Betta splendens (Siamese fighting fish), 908 nucleotides long. RefSeq names its product histone H3. Gene Ontology annotation, molecular function: DNA binding; protein heterodimerization activity; structural constituent of chromatin. The transcript has a single exon. The record is from RefSeq and is a predicted model, not a curated record. The coding region runs from base 39 to 449 and encodes 136 amino acids. Lineage: Eukaryota; Metazoa; Chordata; Actinopteri; Anabantiformes; Osphronemidae. Gene Ontology annotation, cellular component: nucleosome.
CUUUACCAGUUAUCCGUAAACGGUGACAUAGAAGCGAAAUGGCCCGUACCAAACAAACUGCGCGUAAGUCCACUGGAGGCAAAGCGCCCAGGAAGCAGCUGGCAACCAAGGCUGCCCGUAAGAGCGCGCCAGCCACUGGCGGCGUCAAGAAGCCUCAUCGCUACAGGCCCGGUACCGUGGCUCUCCGAGAGAUCCGUCGCUACCAGAAAUCCACCGAGCUGCUGAUCCGUAAACUGCCCUUCCAGCGCCUGGUCAGGGAGAUCGCCCAGGAUUUCAAGACCGACCUGCGCUUCCAGAGCUCUGCCGUCAUGGCUCUGCAGGAGGCCAGCGAGGCUUAUCUGGUCGGUCUGUUCGAGGACACCAACCUGUGCGCCAUCCACGCCAAGAGGGUCACCAUCAUGCCCAAAGACAUCCAGCUGGCCCGGCGCAUCCGCGGGGAGAGGGCUUAAACUGUCUGCUCCAUAACAAACACAAAGGCUCUUUUAAGAGCCGCUACAUCAACUAAAGACUGUGACUGUACUCAACUUUCAUUAAUACAACUCACCUUUUAAAUUUUAAAGUCAGUUUAUCUAUAUCCAUGUUUUCUUCCUAUAGGCAGAGUAAACCAGUCGGAUGUAGUGAUCUCUCUGCUUUAUUCAUAAACCAUAUUUUUAAAUUUUGUUUACACAUUGUUGUAAUGACAUAAUGAAUGAAAUAACUUCUUUAAUUGAAUGAGUCAAGUGCCAAUAUUUUGUCUUGAAACCUGUGGCCUGACUAUAUUUAGUUAUAGCUAGUGAUGACCAAAUGAAGCUUUUUUGAAGCACUGAACCCUGUAUUGAAAGGGGUUCUUUAUUCAAAGCUUUUUCACACAAUAGUAGUGAAAACUACUUAGUGAAAUCGAGUGGCCAAAUAAAUCAAUUGCUUUUGAG